AUGAUGUUAAGACCUGUGACGUCAUCAAGUCCUGUCGGUGGAGACUCCGAGGAUCCUUCGCUGGAUUCAGAGUCUCCAGGAAGGACUUCAGCCCUCCAGGCCCGAACUCGCGAAGCAACAAUUCCCCUGAAAGGGAAGAAAGGUCGCAUGGUACGACUUAGAGGGCUGUUGGAUACUUGUGCCGAGAGAACGUUCAUUAAAAGAUCAGCUCUAGAGAGACUGCAAUAUAGGUCCAAAGGAGUUGAAAAGAUAGCCUUGAGAGGUUAUCUAACUAGUAAACCUGUUCAUGAAUACGAGAUGAUAAGCGUCGCCAUACCGCAUAAAGAUAAGUUGAUAAUAAUGGACUGCAUAGUGGUGGAUGAGCUGCCAGAAUAUGCGAAGAAAUUUGACGAUAAGAGAAGUUUGAAGUCUUUAUGUAAAACUAAGAUCAGCUUGGCUGAUAAAGAUUUUGAUUUGCCUGUUGAGAAUCAAUCAACUAUUGACUUGUUAAUAGGGGUUGAUAAUGUUUACAAUAUUUUGCAUCCAGGGUUCAAAAGGGUUAGAAACUUAAUAUUGCUGCCGACCAUAUUCGGUUAUGUGGUGACAGGCACAUGCAGUGCUCCCCCCACUAGGGAGACUCAUGUGACAAUUAUGAAGCUAGCUGUACAAACUGAAGAAAUUGAAGCUACUCAUAAUGAAAAUCCCAAGACUGAUCUGGACGCAUUGUGGAGUUUGGACAGAUUGGGAAUAGAUUGCAGUGAGUUGCGAGAACAAGACCAGAGGGUCUUAAAGGACUUUGAGAGCACUAUAACCUAUUCUGAAAUUGAUAAACAGUAUGUUGUGGCGUUGCCGUGGAGAACCAAUAGAUUCAGAUUGAAGACAAAUUUUUGUUUAGCCAUGAGCAGACUUCGACAGCAGACCAUCAAGUUUCAGAAGGAUGUGGAUUACUUGGAUCAUUAUCAGAAAAUCUUGCAAGAGCAAGAAGAUAGAGGAUUCAUUGAGAAGGUGAUCUAUAAUAAAUCUGAUGUGGAUUGUCAUUACUUUUCACAUCAUGGAGUGCUUAAAGACAGUGCCACUACUCCAAUAAGAAUAGUGUUUGAUUGCUCAUCAAAACAAGGUAAAAAUGGAUUAAGUCUGAAUGAUUGUCUAUGGACUGGACCACACGAUCUACUCAGAGUCCUGCUGCAAUUUAGAACUAACACCUUUGCUUGUAUUGGUGAUAUUGAGAAGGCCUUUUUAAUGGUACAGUUGCGUGAAGAAGAUCGCAAUUAUACGCGUUUUUUGUGGUUGGAAAAUCCAACAGAUCCCAAUAGUAAAUUAAUAGUAUACAGAUUUAGAGUAGUAUUAUUUGGAGCUACAUGUUCACCUUUUCUUCUAAAUGCAACCAUCAAGCAUCACUUGUCCACUGUGGUCUCGUGGUUACCCCGGUCCAAUACAGUGGAUGUAGUGGAAAGAUUGAAGAGAGGUUUGUAUGUAGAUAAUUUGCAAUUUACGGCUAAUAGUGAAUCUGAGUUUAAUGCCAACAAAAUUUUUGCUCAGGCUCACUUAUAUUUGAAGGAGUGGGUUAGCAAUAGCGAGUCUAUACAAACUAUUGCUGCUGCUUAUCAAAUUGAACCCAAACAAAAAAAAAUUCAUAAAGUAUUGGGAUUGAAUUGGGAUAUAAUUAAAGACGUCUUAACUAUAAAUCCAACUCGUAUUAAUAGAUCGAGUCAAACAAAGCGAGAGAUUCUCAGUACUGUUGCCCAAAUAUACGAUCCAUUGGGAUUGCUUCUCCCUGUUACUAUGAAAGCAAGGAUAUUUUUGCAGAAAUUGUGGAAGCAACAUCUGGAUUGGGACGAACAACUCGCCAACCCACUACAAGAGGAAUGGAGUGAAUUACGCAAGGACUUAGAGAAGUGUAUUGAAAUAUCUUUUCCUAGGAGUGCUAGCCUGGGAACUGGUGAUACCUUGCACAUAUUCUGCGAUGCUAGCGAAACUUCAUAUGGUUGUGUGGCCUAUAGAGCAAAUGGUGAAAGCUCUAAUAUAAUUAUGGCAAAGGGUAGAGUGGCGCCCAUCAAGGAAUUGACUAUUCCGAAAUUGGAACUAAUGGCAUUGUUGCUAGGAGCAAGAAUGGCCAAAUUUAUUAUUGACUCCUUUGAUGAGAAGGAGUUUAAACAAUUAUAUGUUUGGUCAGACAGUAAAGUCGCCCUUAGCUGGAUUGUGUCCAGUAAUGUUCUGCCUGUGUUUGUGAGAAACAGAGUAAUUGAGAUUAACUCUUUGAUUCCGGGGAACACUUUGACUACUCAGAGUCUUUUCAGGGACAACAGGUUCUUCUUCAUUGCCGUUGUCUUCUUCUUCAUCUUGGGAAAUCUCUUCUUGGAGUCUGUGACGCUCGCCGUAGGCCCCGCCCCCAGAAUGCCAUAUAAAUACGACGGACGAAGGAGGAGGACCAAAGCACCUAUCAUGAACCACGAAGAAGAAGUCGGUUCUCAGCUUCGUCAAGUUCUGGAAAAGGAGGAGUUGCUGUCCCUUGCUGCCAGAAUAAAGGACAACUACCCCUACUGCAUAAAAAUGUACAACACUUUGCUACUGACCGCCAGGGGACUGAACGGUUGCUUCCAGAACGAGAUCUAUGUGCCCAGGGAUUACCAGGACUCUCAUAUCGUCAUUUGGAGGUCACUGAUUGAGGUGUCCAGCAGGCAUGAAGGUCCAGAGGCUGGGGAGAGCAGGCAUACAAAGAAUGCUGGAAGUUAA
Molecule: messenger RNA, 2712 nt
Organism: Macrobrachium nipponense
Lineage: Eukaryota; Metazoa; Arthropoda; Malacostraca; Decapoda; Palaemonidae
Exons: 7
Coding region: 1-2712 (903 amino acids)
Source: RefSeq, a predicted model, not a curated record